AGCAAUUUUUUCUGACGUUUGUCUCAAUUGAGCGCGUGUUCGGAGCGCAGGCGUCAACAAUUCCACAAAGCUUCAAGCAUACUGACUUGCAGCAAUCCUUGUCUGUUGCCAAUGUUUGUACAAAGUGCAAAGUACAUUAUGUAUUUUAUAUGCUCUUCGCCAUGUGGCGAGAUGGCUGGCGUACGACGUAUCGCGUAAUUGCCUCCCCCAAGGUAUUCUUACAGUGAUGGCGCCAAUGACUUUCUCCUACCCCAAUCGAUUUUACCAAGAUUCUUAAGCCUCCGCUGCCUUCCCAAAAUCCCCUGUUGCUUCCCUAUAAUCGCCUUCGUUGGGUGGAUCACUAUUCCCGAAGCGUCUCUUUGCCCCGUGGGCUCUUGCACUUGUUGAUCUGUUGCUGCCGAGGCACGUUGGCAGCCAAGAGCGUUUUAUUUGCCCCCUUCCCCUUGCUUGCUGCUUUUAUCUUAAGGGGACUUCAUCAGCGACAAAGUCCGGAUUUCUGGAGUCAAGCAGUUUUUGUUUGUUAUAUCUUUGCUCACCUUCAGUCCUCACUCUAACCAUCUCCUCCCACCGAACGCAUUUUGGCUUCACAACAAUUAAGAAAAAUUGUGUUGCCCAAGUCUGUGGAGUAUCGGCUCUUGGCAUGCGCGCCGGGGAUUCAGUAACCAUCCGCCAGUGAUUGCCGCUCAACAAAACACUGUUUGUGCUUCACAAGCUAUUUUUGAGCAAGCAAUUUCUGUGUUGAAGCGAAGGCAAAGAACUGGGCUAUGCCCGUAAACUCAUCACUCUUCAACCAAGCUUCUGUCUGUUUACACAACGCCAAAAUGGCUUCCACUGGCCCUAUCCAUUGGGGGCUUCCUAGCCCGGCCCUGUUCUCGUUUCCCCCGAAGAACGUGCCAGACUACAUCACGCCCAUCUCAGCCCAGGCACACGGCUCAUCAGCAUUUGUGCCCCCUUUCCACAUUCCCGACAAUGUGUACUCCGCUUGGCUGGAUGCGAAGGUGCCCAUUACGAUUGCAGCCACUUAUGCCAUCACCAUCAAGCUCCUGAAUGCCUAUAACAAGUCGACAAACAAGAGGCCAUGGGCAAUCAGCAAGACCAGAGCCUUCUUUUGGUUUGUUGUGGCGCACAACGUUUUCCUUGCCGUCUACUCGGCUUGGACAUGGUGGGGGACGCUCGGCAUGCUGAGGCGCAGUAUCCUUAGCCCGACGGGGCCAGCGGGCUGGGCCGGCACUGCGGACAGCUUCUGCCGUGUCUUCGGGCCCCCAGGUGUCGGCAAUGGCAUCUACUACAGUGACGCUGACCAUAGCUGGCACAGCCACGCGUACGGCGCUUCUCUCUCCGCUGGCCCUGAUCGCACCACCAGCGGCCGUAUGUGGAAUGAGGGACUGGCUUUCUACGGAUGGUUGUUUUACAUCAGCAAGUUCUACGAGGUUGUUGACACCUUGAUCAUCAUUGCCAAGGGCAAGCUGAGCUCGACUUUGCAGACAUACCAUCAUGCCGGUGCCAUGAUGUGCAUGUGGGCUGGUAUGCGCUACAUGGCGGUGCCCAUCUGGACCUUUCUGUUCUUCAACUCGUUCAUUCACGCUAUGAUGUACACCUACUACACCUUGACGGCUUUCCACAUCAAGGUGCCUGUGUUCAUCAAGCGCUCGUUGACCACGAUGCAAAUCACUCAGUUCGUCGUUGGUGCUUCUUACGCAAUGGUUCACUCUUUCGUCUCGUACACUAUCCCGGUCGCAUUAAACGGAAACCCGGUCACUGCGGCACCUGGCGCUGCGGCAACCCCAGCCGGCGCUGCCACCACCAACCAAGCCAUCAUCGACAACAUGAAGAACAUGAUUGGCGGUCUUGUUGGCUCCAAGCCUGCCACUGCCGCCGACGCUGCUCCGUCCGGCAUGUACAGGGUUGCUGGUCUUUCGGACACGACUACAUAUGGACAGCGUGUUGUGCCCUGCAUUUCAAGCACUGGUGAAACAUUUGCUAUCUGGCUCAAUGUGCUGUACCUUGCGCCGCUCACAUAUCUGUUCGUCAUGUUCUUCAUCUCGUCAUACUUGCGCCGAUCCAGUGUGGACGCUGCCCGCUUCAAGAAGGGCACCUCGGCGCGCCGGGAGAGCAAUGUGGCUCUUGCCGAGAAGGCAGGCUGGGAGGCUGCCCGUCAAGUAGAGAAGGAGGUCUAUGGUGGCGAGGAUGUUCAGGUUCACAUGAAUGGGAAUGGAAAGGCGAAGAAAUCAAAUGGUGUCGCCGCUAGCCCCAAUGGCAAGGCUCGGUCGAAUGGCAAGAGGAGGUAGGCUUCGGCGCUACGGUGAAGUAAAAUAAAAUUCGGUCAGAACACAGUCGGACAGUUACUUGGAAGGUUGAUGUUUGCGCGUAGAUGCAGAUUGGCCCAAGCUGAUGUACCUCGGAUGGGCCAGAUGCUCAACGCAAACUGUAUAUAUCUAAUUAUCUUUGAAAAUUUCCUAUAUUCCGUUUUCUUUUGUUGGGUAUCGAAGAUAUGUGAUGGCUGGGGCCAUCCUGGGUAGGCAACUAAAAAUAACACCGGGGAUUUUGAUAUGAUUCGACUCGGCGCUGCAUUGACUGGACAAACGGUGUUGCCUAUGCGGA
Molecule: messenger RNA, 2601 nt
Organism: Pyricularia oryzae 70-15
Lineage: Eukaryota; Fungi; Ascomycota; Sordariomycetes; Magnaporthales; Pyriculariaceae
Exons: 2
Coding region: 765-2288 (507 amino acids)
Biological process (GO): fatty acid elongation, monounsaturated fatty acid; very long-chain fatty acid biosynthetic process; fatty acid elongation, polyunsaturated fatty acid
Cellular component (GO): endoplasmic reticulum membrane
Molecular function (GO): fatty acid elongase activity
Source: RefSeq, a predicted model, not a curated record